Phyllotreta striolata is the source of this 3261-nucleotide messenger RNA. NCBI's taxonomy places the organism in Eukaryota, Metazoa, Arthropoda, Insecta, Coleoptera, Chrysomelidae. The record is from the annotation of a GenBank genome assembly.
AUGAACGCUCUUGUGAUACCACCGUCGCCGAAUUGGUACGAAACCGACAUAUCCGCCUGCGCCCCCGACAACACCCUAAUUUACGGCUCCAGAAAUGAUAUUGUGAUCAUAGAAAACUCGGAGCCCAACGUUCCAGCUUCUGUGAGAAAAAUAUCCAAAGCCCAUUCGCAAAAAGUAACGUGCGUAAAGGUAAACAAACAGUGGGGAAACAACCUCAAAUUGAUAGCCUCCUCUUCCGAAGACAAGAUGGUUAACGUCUGGGACGCGGAGACUGGUAAAAAGUUACAUUCUCACGAUAAACACCUUGGAAGUUCAAAAGUCAUCGGUGUAGCCUUCGCAGGCGAAGAAAGAGUCGUGAGUGUAUCAGAAAACGGUACGAUUGUAUUGUGGAAUUUACCGUUGAAUCAAACGAACGUAAUCGACGAUCUUCUGGGCCCCAAAGUCUCCGUUUCUUGCAUAUCCUCGUGCCCCCACGUGAAUUGGCUGGUGGCCUUCGGCUUGAACAACGGGCUCGUUACAGUCGUAGACAUGAGAAAAAACGGUAAAGUCUUGUUUAAGAUGAGAGGUCACGAUAAGAGCGUGAUUUCCCUAUCUUGGUGUCCUGCGCCUGUAAACGUAUUCCCCAAGAAUCCCUAUAAUUUCGUCGGGGAGAAAAAAUCGGAAGCGGAUGAGCCCAAGGAAGUAUCUUUGUUGGAAUAUUACGGUUACGAUGAAGAUGAUUUUAAAUAUUUCGAUAAAUAUUUAUUGAAUCGUUGCGACAAUGUGCCCGAGUUUCCUGUAGAUAAUGACGCAUCAAAGGAAUCAGUACAGGAUGAAGAGAACAUUAGUAGCCUAAAUGGAUCUUCUGAACAACUUACCACGUCCGAUGUAAACAGAGAAAUAUCAUCGAAACCUGUUCCGAUGGAAGAAGAACCCAGGAAGGAAUUCCUGCUGGCUUCUUCUGCUAAAGAAGGGAAUAUUUACAUAUGGCGAGCCGGUACAGAUGGCAGAUUGCAAACCUUCCUGACGCUCCCGAACAACUCGAACAACCACAGGAGCAAAUCAUCUGCGGACAAAUUAUGGAUCACUUUGUGCUGGAUUGCUCCUAAUGUUUUGCUAUCGUCGUCCAAAUCCUCCGAAUUGCUCGCUUGGGCAUUACCCAAACCCCAGGAGUAUGUAGGAAAUCUCAUCUACCCUCUACUAGUUUGUAUUAAUUCGAUUAAUUGCAGCUCUUCGAAGAAUUACACGGUCGUACACAGAGACCACAGUGCUUUGUUGUUCUCGAUAUCGGCCCCCCUACGGUUAUACAGCGAGUACGAUUGGAGAUGCAUCGAAGACAAUCUGAACGCUUGGACUUUGUCCCAAGACCGUUUGCUCUUGAAUACUAAAAUAAAUAACGAAAGGACCAAUUUGGCUUGUUAUCCCACGAUAGGCGGAAGCGUGUUUUGCAUGAAACUGUCCCCACUGGAUCCCAACAGAUUGGCCAUAGGAACGACCGAUGGAUUCGUCAAGAUCUGGAAUUUGAGCCGACCUCAUACCAAGCAAAUCGUCAUGAGUAAUUUCUACCAAAAAAUCCAAGGGGCUAAGGUGUCUGCGAUGGCUUGGCAUCCGGUCAACGAGCACCAAUUGGCCUGUGGAACGUCCGAAGGAAGGAUUUGCAUUAUUGACGUUAACAACAAAUCCAAAGCGCCCGUUACCCUACCGCAGUAUUUCAAAUCGGAGGUGUACGUUUUGGAAUGGGGAUCUUUCGAAGGGAACAUCGGGCUGUAUGCCGUAGGAGAAGGCCGUUUGGUGCUAUUCGAUUUGAAUAAAUCCAACAAAGAUCCGAUCGAGUUUAAUCAGUUCCAAGGUAAAUUCAUCUAUUCGAUGUCGUGGAAGCCGGACAACAGCAGAGUGUUGUUGGUGACGAAAUCCGGGCAAUUGAUCGUCUGCCGGCCGGAUUUGAGCAUUAUCAAGAUAGAAUAUCUGGCGCACAGACUCACCAGGGCGAUGUGGCAUCCCAAUGCUUUGGUGGCCGGCACGAAGGAGAACAAUUGGGUCCUGGCCCUUUCGAAUUGCUCGAAGAAUCUUACGGUAUACGAUUUUUCCGAAGAGGAAAAGGCCUACGAGAACGUGAUUAGCAAUUACCAAUUUACGGAUUUGGUGCACGAUGUCUGUUGGAGCCAUUUCGAACCUUCGCAUGUGCUGUUCGCUCGAGACAUGGGAAUCGUACAGGUAUGGGACGUGCGCAAAAACGAGAUAAUUUCCACGAUGGUAAAUGAAGGUUUCGAGAGCGUUUUGUCGGCGAUUUGGAGCCCUUUAGAUCCGGAUUAUGUUAUAUCCGGAAGCAGGGAUAGCUGUUUGAGGGUGUGGAAGGUAUCCGAACAUCCGCACGUGGACGAGAAUGAACUAAACAAACAGAGAAAGAAGGUUAUCAAACACUCUACGAACACUCCACAAGUGAAAAUCGAACCGAAACUAUCAGUGAAACCAAGCAAAACCGACUUGUUUCCCGUUUAUUAUUCUCCGAAGGAUUCCGGCCAGUUGGUUACGGAUCUUAGGGGGCUGUUGCAAUGGAAAGACAGUCUGACAAUUCGGGAGAAUUCCGGCGAAUCUCGUCCGAUCGAUUUAUUGGACAUCUUUGGGUCUCAAGAAUGCUCCAAAAAUUUAAUUAACCUAAACGAAUCGACGCUGAAACAACGUGGACAAUACUCCAAGAGCCUCCAACUUUCCCUAUUCAACGGUGAUAUCAGUAAAUGUUUGAACGAAGCGAUCGAAGAGAAACGCGUCAACGUUUCUAUGUUAUCUUUAGCACCGAUGGUUUCAUUCAAUACUUGGUUAAAAGCGUGCGAAACGUACGCUGAUCAAUUGACUGAAGAAGCGAAUUCCGAUCCCCAGGAAAUCGCUAUGUAUUAUUUAGCCUGUCACAAAGUGGAAAAAGCCGUGGAUUCCUUGUGUAACGGGUCCCUAUACCGCGAAGCCUUUCUCCUGGCUAAAUGCAGGUUGUUAGGGCAAGACGUAAUAGAUACAAUAAUCCAGAAAUGGGCUAUUUAUUGCCUAGAAACCGGCUAUUUCGAAGUCUCUGCUCAAUGCUACAUCUAUUUGGGGAAGUACGAAGAAGCCGCCUCUGUGUUAUUCAGAAGAACCGAUCCGGAUCUGUUGGGUUUUGCUAAAGAUUUAGCGGAAAAAGUGGGUAAUGAGGAUUUGAAGAAAGCCAUCGAAUUCAGACUGAACGCUUUUAAUGGCGUAGGAGAUGCAGGGGAUUCCCCUAAUUUGGACGAUCCGAUCGUAAAUAAUGUUUAA